UUGCAGAAGUCUGUCACGACGUGCAAAUUAGUCGUUACAAUAGAGUGCUAAUUAAAACCCGGGCGUAGGUUGGCUGAACGAUUGUUCACGCGUGCCACUGCGCGUGUCACCUCACUGCGCUGUGAUUGGCUGGGAGAGCAGUGGGUCUGUAGCGUAAAGAGUAGCGUACUCCAAUGAGAUUCAUUCGGCAUACUCGUGGUUGGAUAGACUGGCGUAUGUUUUUGUUUAUAUUGUACACUUCUCAGCUGACAUAAUAUGGAUAAAGAAAAAAGGGCACACAAGAGCGCUUAAAAGCGGCACGCGCCAGUCGAAUUAGCCAGUUGGUAGACCGUCGGCCCUUGUCACAAGUUGAUCCUCGUGGACGGAGGGACCAUCAUCACCUAUAAAACUAACUGGAAACAAGCUCUCGUGAGCCGGGGACAGUGAUUAUCAGAUAGCUACCCGCUCGCACAGAACUCAACAUGCCACGAUCAUUUCUUGUCAAGUCCAAAAAAAAUUCGUGCUGUUCGUCUUUUUGUGAAGAUGGAGUAGCAGAGUUGACAACUCCGCCGAGCUUGUGGGAGCCGAUUCGGGUGGAGAUUGAACCCGCACAGAUCUUCAAGCCGAUCAAGCUUAACCUCAGCUCGCUCGACCCAGCGACUCUAACUGGAAAAGGACAGUUCAGCCCGAAAUCGCACUUCUUUCACCCUUUUACCUUCAAUCCUUUCCGGUUAAGUCCAGAUCAUCAUGGCUACAACAGCAGCGAUCGCGACUACACUUCGCCCAUGUUCCCGACAUCUAGAUCGAGUACGCCUGAAUCCUUCGACGAAUCGCUAGUGCCAUCGCCAACAAAAAGUGACGACGGCUUUCCGAGAGCAAGCAUCUUCAUCCCGGGAAACGCGUUCCUAGAUUUGGACAGUACUAAAGCGGAGAGCACUCCACAAGUUAGCUCAACAAACACUGGCAGGAAACGACGCAACGGAACGCCGAAAACUUUCACAUGCGAAGUAUGCGGAAAAGUGUUUAACGCACACUAUAACCUGACGCGUCACAUGCCUGUACAUACAGGAGCCCGCCCAUUUAAGUGCAAGAUAUGCGGAAAGGGAUUCCGGCAAGCUAGCACACUAUGCCGGCACAAGAUCAUUCACACCAAAGAGAAGCCACAUAAAUGCAACAUUUGCGGGAAGGCGUUCAACCGUUCCUCGACUCUGAACACUCACAUUCGAAUUCACGCAGGCUAUAAGCCGUUCCAGUGUGACAUUUGUGGGAAAGGUUUUCACCAAAAAGGGAACUAUAAAAACCAUCGUCUCACGCAUACAGGCGAGAAACCUUUCAAGUGUCAUAUCUGCGGAAAGGCGUUCCAUCAAGUGUACAAUCUGACAUUCCACAUGCACACACACAACGAAAAGAAGCCAUUUACGUGCUUGGAAUGCGGCAAAGGAUUCUGUAGAAACUUUGACUUGAAAAAACACGUCCGCAAACUACACGAGAAUAAGACUCAGACAGAAAACGGGAAAAUCUUGUAAAUCAAAUUUGUAAAUUAGAAUUCUUUAUAGAUAUUGCAUGUACAUAGAAGAAACAAAAAAUAUUUAUUCACCUAUGCGGGUAAUUUUAUCAGUUUACUACUCGAGAGAAGAGAUUUGUACAUUUGACUCGAAAAUUUUAUUACCUCAAGUUUAAAUAAUUAAAAUCCCAUAUAUGAAAGAGGUUUACGCAAAUGCAAAUAGUUCGGAUAUAACGGCCAUGGCACGUGUGCUAACAAUAGAUACUCCUAAAUACAGUGUUAGCUCAAACAAUAGGUGACACAUUAAAACUGAAUGCAAAGGUCUCCUCACACAAGCUAACGCAUCUCUCAUAAGCUUGUGAUACAGAAUAGAAGAGUUGUAUAGAUUGACCGGCUUUAAUAAAAACAAAGAAGUUCGCUAA
Messenger RNA from Nematostella vectensis (starlet sea anemone), 1905 nucleotides. RefSeq names its product fez family zinc finger protein 2. Gene Ontology annotation, molecular function: RNA polymerase II cis-regulatory region sequence-specific DNA binding; DNA-binding transcription factor activity, RNA polymerase II-specific. Lineage: Eukaryota; Metazoa; Cnidaria; Anthozoa; Actiniaria; Edwardsiidae. The coding region runs from base 462 to 1505 and encodes 347 amino acids. Gene Ontology annotation, biological process: regulation of transcription by RNA polymerase II. The transcript is spliced from 2 exons. The record is from RefSeq and is a predicted model, not a curated record.